GCUGCGGCCGGACGCUGACGGCUCAGAUCGGCUCCCUGGCGGAUUUUUGCCCGGUUGGAUUUUCUAUAUUCUGGUGUGACUGGCGGACUCUCAACUGCUGACCGCCCCAACACUAAGUACAACCUCUUGUAGAGUGGUGGACAAAGUGACAGAGGAGCACAUGAGGAGCGGAAACGGUGUGACAGCAACAUCCUGACUGGUAGCCUCGUGUCAGCACCCCACCACACGCCCAGCGACUCCAGCAAGUGGGCGUCAGAAGGAAGGAAACGUGCAACCACUCCUGCGGCAGGCAUGAGGUCCUUCCGUUCCUUUAGUAACGAUGACCGCCAUGUCAUGGCAAAACACUCCACCAUCUAUCCCUCCUCUCAAGAGCUAGAGGCAGUUCAGAUGCUAGUGUCCACUGUUGAGUGCGCCCUCAAACACGUCUCCGAUUGGCUGGAUCAGAGCAGCGGCGACGUCCACUGCCAUGUCGACAGCCAACCAGCAGACAGCACAGAGGAGGAUGACCCUGGCGAUGAGCCCAGCGAUGAAACCGAGGAAUCCAGUGACAGCUACAGGGAGUCCAGCAGUGGUGGCGUGCUGUGUGGAGUGAUGAGGAUCGGCCUGGUGGCCAAAGGCCUUCUGAUCAAAGGCGACAUGGACCUGGAGCUGGUGCUGAUGUGCAGAGACAAACCCACACAGACACUGCUGGACACUGUCUGUCAAAAUUUACCCACACAGAUAGAGAAGCUGACAGAAGAGAAAUAUGAGGUCACAGGCUCCUUGCCUGAGGCGGCCAUCUUGGUACGAACAACAACAGAGCCCAAACUCACACUGAAGAUUACCCUCACCUCGCCGGCCAUGAGGGAAGACGAGGAAGAGGAAGAGGAGGAGGAGGAGGAAGAGGAAGUGGAGAAUGGGGAGGAAGGAGAGGAGGAGGAGGAGGAGGAGGAGGAGGAGGAAGUGCAGGAGGAGGAGGAGGAGCAGGAGAAGAAGAAUGGGCAAGUGUUGGGUGCUGCUGCCCAGAGAGUGGAGGCUGAGGAGGAGGAGGGGGAGGUGCUGGAUAGACACAGAUGUCUGUUGGCCCUGGCAGCGCUGCGACACGCCAAGUGGUUCCAGGCACGAGUGAACGGGCUGAAGUCCUGCGUUAUUGUUCUUAGGAUACUUAGAGAUAUGUGCAAUAGACACCCCGUCUGGGAACCUCUCAAAGGAUGGCCCUUAGAACUUAUCUGUGAAAAGGCAAUUGCCACCUGCAACAGACCUCUUGGGGCAGGAGAAGCCCUGCGUCGAGUCAUGGAGUGCCUGGCCUCGGGCAUACUGCUACCAGGUGGUCCAGGUUUACACGACCCAUGUGAGAAAGAGCCAACAAACACACUAGCCAACAUGACCGACCAGCAGGCUGAGGCCAUUACCUACAGUGCACAGCGUGCUCUCAGACUCAUGGCAUUCGGACAGAUCUACAAGGUGUUGGAGAUGGAGCCUCUCCCCUCAAAUAAACCAUCACAGAAAUACCCUUGGUCUGACAAAGAAGGGUUAGGUCUGAAGAGGCCAUACGAGGAUGGAGCGAUGGAUGACAAGGACCUCAUUAAGAAGAUGAAGAGGAAUCUGAGGAAAGUCUUGGACAAUAAAGCCAUAGACUCCAACCAGCCAAUGAAUGCUCUGAUGCGGCUGAACCAGAUCCGGCCAGGGCUGCAGUAUCGCCUGCUGUCCCAGUCAGGCCCGGUUCACGCUCCGGUCUUCACCAUGUCUGUGGAUCUGGAUGGAACCAUUUAUGAAGCAUCUGGAUCCUCCAAGAAGACCGCCAAGCUCCACGUCGCUGUCAAGGUUCUCCAGGCAAUGGGCUACCCGACAGGUUUCGACUCAGACCUGGACCCCAUGAGUUCAGACGAGAAGUCGGAUGGUGAGGGGAAGAGCGAGACGUCCUCACAUACCAGCAAUAACCCAACACACUCAUCAGACAGUUCCAACACACUGGAGGUGCGAACUCAGGGUCCCAUACUGACAGCAAGUGGGAAGAAUCCCGUCAUGGAGCUAAACGAGAAGAGACGAGGCCUCAAAUAUGAGCUCAUCUCUGAAAGUGGAGGCAGCCAUGACAAACGUUUUAUUAUGGAGGUGGAGGUUGAUGGGCAGAAGUUUCGUGGGGCAGGCCCCAACAAAAAGGUAGCGAAGGCCAGCGCUGCUCUAGCAGCUCUCGAAAAACUCUUCUCGGGUCCCAACGCAGCUGCGAACAAGAAGAAGAAGAUAUUACCUCAGACUAAAGGAGCCCUGGCGGCGGCGGCGGCAGCCUCGGCAGUAGCAGCUCAGGUAGCCAGAGGAAGAGGAAGAGCGGCCCUCGCAAGAGGAGCCUUCGUCAGUGCAGCUGCUCCUGGAUAUGUCACGCCAGGCUUUGGGACACCGUAUGGCUACAGCCCUGCUGCAGCAGCUGCUCCUGCGUACGGUGGACUUUUCAUUGACAACCCCUUCUACCAGCCAAGGACCAUCGCUCCUUUUAUCAUUCAUCUGGGUCCCCAGGAUCUAUUCUCUGAUUUCUAGAGGCAGCAGGUUGUUGGAUACUCUCUUCACACCUACCUGGCUGCUCACAUGCCCACCUGUUUUUCUGUCUGUCUGAGUGGGCUGCCUUUCUAUCCCCGCUGACGAACUCACAGAUCCGCAACAGUUUUGUUUGGUCAGGCCGCUGGAAAAACUUUUCUGCCCGACAACAGCGCCAGAGCUGUCUGACCUCCUGACCGAGAGGCUCAAAGCUCCUCUCUCUGCUUUCUCUCCUCUCCAUUCAGAUUAUCACUCCAGAGGAGAGCAACUUUACAAUAAGCAAUACAUGGAUUUUAGGAGAAACUUUCAGCUGCGACUGUGUGAGGCUGGGCUGAACUUUGGUCUUUCUUAUAGCAAUACAUCUGAACUCCGCUCUUCGAGCUUACUUACUUGAGAAGAUGUGAAUGUUCGAUGGAGUUUUACCCGACACAGCAUUGCAAUAGUUCAUUUUGAUUGUAUAUUCAUUGUAUGUGUGUGUACGUGUGGCUAUAACAUGACUA
Xiphias gladius (swordfish) is the source of this 3008-nucleotide messenger RNA. Its product is annotated as spermatid perinuclear RNA binding protein. The transcript has 18 exons. NCBI's taxonomy places the organism in Eukaryota, Metazoa, Chordata, Actinopteri, Istiophoriformes, Xiphiidae. The coding region runs from base 292 to 2511 and encodes 739 amino acids. Gene Ontology annotation, molecular function: double-stranded RNA binding; single-stranded RNA binding. The record is from RefSeq and is a predicted model, not a curated record. Gene Ontology annotation, cellular component: precatalytic spliceosome.